UAUAGCGCACCCCAGUCUUACAACUCCAGUUCCAAAUUUUUAAGUCAACCUAUAGUUACAACCGCAGCAACUAGAUAUGAAGAACUUGUUAAGUUUUUUAAUGUUUGCCUUAUGUAGUAGACUAAUUAGAGGACAGGGAACAGCUCCACUAAUAACGAUUUCUGAUGGAAAACUGAAAGGCUCAGUUAAUUCUACCUAUAGCCAAAAGCUUACCUAUUAUGCAUACCGAGGAAUUCCGUUUGCUAAAAAACCGAUCGACGAUCUCAGAUUUGCACCACCAGCAAAGAAUGACCCAUGGAAUGGAACCUUAGACGCAACUAAAGAUAAAGAUAAAUGUACUCAGAUUGCUUUAUUUUAUAGUCCGUCUACAAAUGUAACAGGCUCAGAAGACUGUCUAUACAUUAACGUUUAUACUACAAAUGUGACUGGAAACUUACCCGUGAUGGUAUGGAUAUAUGGUGGUACAUUUAUGGGAGGUACAUCUGCAUACUAUCAGUACGGCCCAGAUUAUUUUUUGGAGAAAGGAGUAGUCUAUGUAUCAUUCAAUUACAGAUUAGGUAUUUUUGGAUUUUUAAGUACUGAAGAUUCAACAGCACCCGGCAACUGGGGAUUAAAAGAUCAAGUUUUGGCGUUACAAUGGGUAAAACAAAAUAUUAAAAGUUUUGGAGGAGAUCCAAACCAAGUGACCAUUUUUGGACAAAGCGCAGGAGGAGCUUCUGUAUCAUACUUAACCCUGAGCAAUUUGACGACAGGUUUAUUCAAAGGAGCAAUUCUUCAAAGUGGUUCCAGUCUGUGUCCAUUUGCUCAUACAACCAACGCGAGGGUAACGGCAUUUGCAGUAGGUUUAAGCCUGGGGAUUGAAACUAUAAGCUCCCAGACGCUGGUUGAGAAGUUAAGAAAAAUCGACUAUAAAACUUUGAAAAUAGCCGAAAACAACGUAUCAAACAUAUACGCAAUUACGGAUGGUUUCUUGGGAGGUAUACCGAUGGGAGUUGUCACGGAACCUGCUCUUCCUGGUGCAUUUAUAACAAAAAAGAAUUGGGAGCUGCUUUCAACAGGACAAUUCCAAAAAGUGCCAUUACUUAUGGGUUUUAGCUCAAAUGAAAGCGCAAAUUUGGAUCUUAAUGCUGUGCGGAGCACGCCUCUUUUGCUGCAAUACAGUUUGGACUUAAAACUCCUUGCUCCUGCAGGCCUAACAAAAAAUUUAAUUAAGCAAAUUUUGGCUGGAGCUAAAGUAAGAGGGCACUAUUUUAACACUGUCAAUAUCGCAAGUGAUCCCAAAAAGUUCACUCAGUUUCUCAAUGCUAACCAAUUCAUAAGGCCCAUACGAGAAACGGUUGCCCAGAGUUCCAAGUUCUCCAAAGUGUAUUUUUACGAAUUUGCAUACCAAGGACACGUUGGAGAUCCAAAUAAUACACAUCAAGGCGUUGCUCAUGCAGAAGAUUUGAACUAUGAAUUUAUUAUGUCCGAUGUAACUCCAACCGCAGCCGAUAAGAAAGUAAUUCAGAAAAUGGUGACCUUAUGGACCAACUUUGCUAAAACAGGGAAUCCUACGCCUUCAAGUAACUCCGAAGUUCUGGAGGGCCUAAUCUGGGAACCAAAUGGCCCAGGUUCCAAUGCUAGCGCACCCAUAAAAUAUCUCAAUAUUGACACCAAUUUCACUAUGAUGACGAAUCCAUUCCAAGAUGAUUGGAUCUUUUAUCAAAAUUUGUACAAAACUUAUGGUGAUCCUCCAUACGUCACCUAUUGAUUAGGAGACAUGUAACUUUGGGAUCUUUAACACCUUGAAAAUCUAUAUUGUUUUAUGUUAACCCUUUCAUUGCACCUGACCAUGUAUUAAAGUUCCAACAAACCUAA
This is a messenger RNA of Dendroctonus ponderosae (mountain pine beetle), 1857 nucleotides long. Its product is annotated as juvenile hormone esterase. NCBI's taxonomy places the organism in Eukaryota, Metazoa, Arthropoda, Insecta, Coleoptera, Curculionidae. The record is from RefSeq and is a predicted model, not a curated record. Bases 77 to 1750 code for a protein of 557 amino acids. The transcript is spliced from 11 exons.